AGUGCUGGCAAUAUGACUCGUUGAAAUUUGAAACCAGUUGAACGUACGGAGUCGUGACAGUACCACCUUGAACCAAUGAUCGCGUAAUAUCGAAGAAUUUUUCGAAGUUUGUCGGUCCUGGCUCGAAGUUCGCGAAUCUACUAUGUUCAGAGUAUACUUGUUGCACGCGGCGGAGUUGGAUCGGCGGUUGGUCGAGGAGGGAAGGAAGGGGACAGAGACAAGAGUAGAAGUAGAAGAUUCUUCUUACGUUAACGUGGGACUUCGCGAGCUUUCCGCAAGCUGGUGAGCGCGUCUCGAUCAAUUAGCAUAUGCCACUUCCUAGCGGGAAUUUUGUUUCACUGAUUGAAUAAAGCUAAAAAUACGGUUUUUUGAAGGAGCGACCGCAACAUCGAACACCUUGACUAUUUCGGAUACGAUACGUCGCGCAUGCAUCCUGACUCGUUCACGUAGUUUUGUCUCAUAAAAUGCGCGCUUUUUCAUCUUUUACUGUAUUAUGUGUUUUUCUACUCUACAAACUGCGAUUAGUUAUAUUUGUAUUGGUUGGUUAACAUUUCCAUAUCGAGUGGGAGUUAUCGAGUUGUUGUUGUGCAUUCGUAAUUUUUUUACUUAACAUUUAAAUGAAAGUGUGUAAUUUACGAUGGAUUAAUACACGAUUUAUAAAUGAAAAUUGUGUGCUUUGAAUUUGUCAUUCAUUACAUACCGCCGUCGAUAGAAUCAAUUGACAAGAUAGCUAAAUUAUGUGUUUUGUGCGCGAUUAAAAUCUUUUUCUUUUUUAUUUAUAAUUUUAAUUUAUGUGAUAAAAAUUAUAAUUAUAUAUUUGUAAUUUUCAUGUGUAGUAAAAAAGUAGAUAUAUAACGAUAAUUAAGUAAAAUACUCGUUUUUUAUUUGAUAUAUUGUAAUAAUUAUUAAAAUUUCAUUGAGGGGAUGAUAUUAAAGCUUAAUUUUAGUCUUUGUUAUAUCUAUUGUUAUGAAAAUAUAUUCAUUCUUUAGAAUGAAAUUAAUCACUACUUAAGCUUAGAUCAAUUGCUAUUAUUGUAGAGCAUAUUCAUUUUGUCAAUCUUAUCUACAGUAUUGAUAUCUGUAAUAUACAGAAUAAUGUGCUGAGCAAAAUUUAAUCUGUAUUUUUCAUAAAUAGAAAUAAUAAUAUAUUUGUAGUAUUCACUUUUGGAAGUUCUAAUGCCAGGAACAUUGAAAAAGCACUCAAUUAUUAUUGUAACAUUUGCAAAUUACAUUUUAGAGUAAAAAAUAUGUAAUUUAUAUCUAUGAUUUCAUAAGGCAAUGAUGAAUUUGUUUUAUUAAAUAUUAGUACUAUAAAAAAUUGUAAAUUAUAUUUAUCAUUUGCAUAUAGAAAAAUUAAAUAUUAAAUAAUUAUUUUUAUUGUUAUUCACAAUGCUGUCAUUUAUUCUUCAUAAUAAAAUCUAUUAACUUAACUAAUCAACAAGUUACAUUUUAUAAUAUAUUCUGAAUUUAUAAAUGUAAUGUAUGAUUUUCUUCUUUAAACAAAUAUAUGAUAUAUAUAAUCAGUAACAUUGUUAGCUGUAAUUGGAUUCAUUAUCACUGUGAUUGUUGCAUAGAUAGCUACUUCCUAUUUGAUGUAAUAUCUUAUUGCCUAUACUCUGAUGUAAUGAUUUUUUGAAUAGACCAUAAUGCUGUAUAAUAUUUUGAAUAUACUUUAACAUUAUUUGGUAAUAAAGAAUAUACAACAUGUCACAUCAUUUUGUCACAGUUUGUGUAGUUUGUGUUUUAUGUGCUGCACACACUCCAUGUUCAGCACAUACUGAAUUCUCAACAGCGGGACAAACAACUCAUAAUUUUGUUAACUCUGAAAAGCAGUUAGGACCUAAUGAACAAUUACAACCAUCUUGGUUAUUAAUAAAAUCCAAAGAAACACAGCAGAGGGAUGUGAGAAAAUUAAAUUUAAAUAAUCUAGGUGCUUAUAACAAUGGUGCUGUUGAAUUUUCGAAUGUGUUAGAUGACAAUAGCAGAAGCAAAACUAUAUUAUUGGUACCAAUUGCCACAAAUGAAAUCUAUACUAAAAACAAAAACACAGAAAUUGUAAAAGUUAACGAAAAUGUUGAAAUCCCAAUAAUAGGGGAAGAUCCAAAAAGCUUAGAAGAUAUAGAAAUAUUAGAAAGGCUGGGCCAAAUUGAAAUUAUGCACAAUGAUGAAUUAAAUGCAGCACAAUUUAACGGAGAUCAAAAUCCUCUUAACAGGAUUAGGACAAAAAGAAAUGUAGAUAUUAUAGAUGAAAAAUAUUUCAUUGAAAAGAUUUUUGAAGCUUAUGGAGAUGGUACAAGCAUAACAAUGGAAGGCUUUGAAAAAUUGUUAAAAAAGUUAGGACUAUUGAGAUUAUUAACAGAUAUAUCAAGCUUAGAAAAUCAUAAUACUGUUACUAGUCAAAAUGAAAAUCCACUGGACAAGUCAAAGAAUUUACAAAAUAAUGGCCUACCAGAAUAUGAAAAUGGAGCUAAAAAGGAACGGUGCUUAAGUAGUAAAGAAUUAUUAAGUACUGUUGCAAGAGAUAUGCCAUACAAUUUGAUCACUAAUAAUAAUUCAACAUUACCAAGUUGGCUUUUUGAACGCGUGUGUCCAGCUCUUGUUUACCAACUAGCAGGUGAAUCAAGCUCAGAGAGAAAUGGAUGUAUUCGUGUACCAGAGAAUUAUAAGCCAAUAAUUAAUAAAUACCACGGAGAAGACGUUACUCGAAAUAUGGUUCAAGUGUGGGCCUAUUCAACAAUCAGUAUUCUAAUAAUCAGUCUCUGUGGUUUACUUGGUGUAGCUGUUAUACCUUUCAUGGGUAAAAUUUAUUAUCAUCAAUUAUUGCAAUUUUUAGUUGCACUUGCUGUAGGAACAUUGUGUGGUGAUGCUCUUAUUCAUCUGUUACCACAUGCAAUGAUGUCACAUCAUAAUCACGAACAUAUUCAUAAUGACCAUGUUGAAUUAGAUUCUAAAGAGGAACACAAUAUGAAUAUGUGGAAAGGGCUAGUUGCAAUGAUGGGUCUUGCAUUAUUCUUUUUUACGGAGAAAGCUUUAACGAUGUUAGCAGAAUGGAGGAAACUUCGACAACGUCGCAAUAAGCUUCCAUCACGUGUUCGAGUAAUGAGAGAAACUGAUGGACCAAACAGCAAUGUUGUUGGAGAGAAACUUUGCAAACACAAAUAUUCGUCGUAUCCAUAUUGUUAUGGUGAAAUUAGCACGGAUCAAGAUAAUCAUCAUAACCGUCAACAUAAUAACCAUGAGAGACCUCCUGUGAUUGAGGAGGAAAAACCAUUGACGUCUAACUGCAAUUCAGUUUCAAAAAUUAUGACGAAUGAUGUAGAGAAAAAACCAACCGAAGAUUGGAGAUUAGAGGAUUCAAUUGUAAAUACUAAGAAAAAUACGGAUGGUGCAGAUAUACCUUUAAAUGAAUCAGAAAGUUAUACUGUUAUUAUACGCGAACAUGAAAUGAAACAUCAUGGUCAUACUCAUUCACAUGGCCACGUUCAUUCUGCACCUGAAUCUAUGUCUAGUGUUGCUUGGAUGGUAGUAAUGGGUGAUGGUUUGCAUAACUUCACAGAUGGUAUGGCUAUAGGCGCUGCUUUUUCAGCAAAUAUAGCGGGUGGCUUCUCCACAGCAAUAGCUGUAUUUUGUCACGAAUUACCUCAUGAAAUAGGAGAUUUUGCAGUUUUGUUAAAAGCUGGUAUGAGUGCUAAACAGGCUGUUUUUUAUAAUGUGUUAUCUUCCGUACUUUGUUUGUUUGGUAUGAUAUUUGGAGUAUUAUUAGGGAGCACUCCUGCUAUAAGUAGUUGGAUAUUUGCAGCUGCUGCAGGAAUGUUUAUAUAUAUAGCAUUAGUAGAUAUGAUUCCAGAAUUAUCUUCAAGUCACUCUGUGGAGCGUAGUUCUCAAUGGCAAUGUAUUUUACAAGCGUUAGGGCUAUCGUGUGGCCUUGGAAUAAUGUUAAUUAUAGCGCUCUAUGAACACGAUCUUAAAAAUAUAUUCAGUGAUUAAAUUUACAAAGACUGACAAGGUUUUUGAACAAUGGUAAGCUUGCAGUACUUCCUAGAACUAUAUUUACAGUCAACAAUUAAGUCAAUAAAGCUUUGACUGCCCAUUCUUACCGAAACAAUAUUUACUGUUACUAUAAUAUAAACAAUUUACUUUUUCUCCUCCUCACAUUUAGCAUAAGAUUUCUUAUUGAUAGCAACAUAGUUUGUUAUUAAAAACUUAAGAAGGUACUAUAAUGGAAUAAAUGUUUUACAAUAUUAAGAGUAUUCGGUGCACAAGAACAAAUGAGCUAAACAACUUGAAGAAAGUUAGGUAAUUCAAAUGCAACGACAAUAUUUGAAGUAUGCUUAUUAAAAAUUAUAUUUGAGAUAUUGCGUUCUUUGAAAACAAUAAAAACAAUGAGGAUUCAAGCUAAAAGUUGAACAUUUUGCAAUUUAUUUGAUAAAUUAUUAUAAAGAUAGGUAAUUGUAAUCAAUUUUUAUCAGAUAAUUUUUGAUAUUUUAUUACUAAAAUCACAUAAAUUUGUGAAAAUGCCAUGCAGAUCUUUAUUUUAAGUCUCUUAAUUGUAAAUGAUGAUUGGCUUACAUCGUAAAAAAUGAGAGAUGUAAUGUUCUAGUUAAUAUAAGAAAAAUUAUGUACAAAAA
Messenger RNA from Bombus pyrosoma, 4628 nucleotides. Its product is annotated as zinc transporter foi-like. Gene Ontology annotation, molecular function: zinc ion transmembrane transporter activity. The transcript has 12 exons. The record is from RefSeq and is a predicted model, not a curated record. Gene Ontology annotation, cellular component: membrane. Bases 1705 to 3987 code for a protein of 760 amino acids. Gene Ontology annotation, biological process: zinc ion import across plasma membrane; intracellular zinc ion homeostasis. NCBI's taxonomy places the organism in Eukaryota, Metazoa, Arthropoda, Insecta, Hymenoptera, Apidae.